Messenger RNA from Talaromyces rugulosus, 279 nucleotides. RefSeq lists its product as uncharacterized. Bases 1 to 279 code for a protein of 92 amino acids. The transcript has a single exon. The record is from RefSeq and is a predicted model, not a curated record. Lineage: Eukaryota; Fungi; Ascomycota; Eurotiomycetes; Eurotiales; Trichocomaceae.
AUGACGACCAUGGUUGGAGGCCUCAGCAUUGGCAUGGUCAAUCUGAUCGUGGUCCUCGUGGUCGUGGGUGCCGGCUUCCUGGUCAUCAUUGCUUCUGGAUUCUCGCAUAUGUUAUACGGCGCGCCCGACCCCUUGAUUCAAGAACCCUCGCAAGAACAGAUGGAUUAUAUGCGGGGGGUGCGCUAUCGGACAAAGGUCAACUUGUACCACACUGCGCGAGAGAUCGUGCACGACCGGCAUUCAAAGGAGACCAACGAUUUGUCUAUGUCUAUGGCGUGA